CGUUAAUAUAAUAUAAUUUUAAACUAUGUAUUAAUGCUUUCACUUUUUUUCAAACUUUGAAUAAUAUACAUACUGUGAUAAUUAUGCCAAACUCGUGUUUUGGGUGUUGUUCUCUUCGUCACGGCGUUAGUUGUAUUUACAUUUUUAACAUAUUUUUCAUCACAUUUGUAAUAAUGAGUGAUUUCUUACACCGUUUAUCAAAUUAUCAUCUACUAUACUUUGAGCAUACCAGUUUUGAAAAUACUACAUUACAAACAUUAAAUCCUAAUCUUUAUCCUGAUGAAGAUACGCUAUUACACUUCAACUCUACAGCCAAUGACUUUUAUCAGCCAAAAAAAAUUACACCGAUCCUGAGUGAAAUUUUUAUGGAUUACAUAUUUAUAGUAAAAUUGGGAUGGAAUGUGAUGGAAUUCUAUUUAAACAUUAGCCUAAAAGAAUCAACGUAUUCAGUGUCUCCAGAAAAGAUUUAUGCUUGGUUAGUGAUUUAUUAUUUUAACUUAGCCUCAGGAAUAAUUUGUCAAAUUUUCAUCAACUCUCAGUUAAACGACUAUGGUGAUAAUCUAGGAUUUUUUGUGGGUUUCGUAGAAAUAGCAUUUCUUGUGGUCGAAAUCUACUUUGUGCAAUUGUAUUACAAACAACAAAAGUUAACUGCAGUUAACGAUUUUUUCCAAUUAAAAUGGAAAUAUUUACCAAAGUCCAAGAAACCGUCGGAUCAAAAUAAAUCUGCAAUAAUAAUAAUAUCAGAUAAUUCACUUGAACAAACACAAGACCAAUCCGAUUACAUCCCAAUAUUUGUAAAAGAAUUGCGUCACGCAAAUUCUUAAGAUUGUGUAAUGAAAUUGGGCUACAUUUUGUUACAGUGAUAGUUUGCGGUGUAGAACAUAAUAAAACGUCUUCCAUGUUCUUUAUAAAUAGAAUAAUUUUUUAUAUUUAAUUAAAUCCGUGUAUAUGGUUUGAAUAAAUAUAAGUGUAUGUGCC
This is a messenger RNA of Melanaphis sacchari, 978 nucleotides long. RefSeq lists its product as uncharacterized. NCBI's taxonomy places the organism in Eukaryota, Metazoa, Arthropoda, Insecta, Hemiptera, Aphididae. Bases 84 to 824 code for a protein of 246 amino acids. The record is from RefSeq and is a predicted model, not a curated record. The transcript has 5 exons.